AUGAAGAUGUGGAUGUUCAGCGGGUCAGUCGUCGAACUACCUGCAAAACUUCGUUACCGAGGAUACAGUAUGAUUUUAAUGUCGAUAUGGGUGGGUUACACAGAACCACAACCACAUUUAUGGCUAAAAACGAUCAUCAAUGAACUGGAUCACAUUAAAAAACAAGACACUAUUAUUAAAAAGAUUGAUUACCGGUUGAAAAUAUAUGGGAUCACCGGAGAUUGCCCAGCAUUGAAACUGAUUUUAAAUUUUACUGGUCAUGGGCGCUAUUACUGUUGUUGGUUUUGUUAUUUGAAAGGUGAACAUAUCGGUGGCAAGCGUCAAUAUCGUCAUGAACAAGAAGUAACCAUGAACCAGGAACAAGAAGUAACCAUGAAUGGGCCCUAUGAUCAAUCAUCUACAUCGGCAAGUGGUUGCAAUCAGAUGGACAAAAUUCAUUCUUUACUGUGUGCUUGCGAUCAAUUGAAUUCUUGUUGUGUUAUCUAUCGUCGAUUCAUCAUUCAUGAUCAAAUGUUUCAUUCGUUAAACUAUCAUAAACGACAAAAUUCCGUUAGUUAUUUUGUCCAAUAUUUGUUCGCUAACGAUGUCGAAGAUCGUCGAUUCGGUAGUAUUGAAUUAUUUUUUACUUGUAACAAUCUCGAUUAUGCUAUUAUUAAACACUAUCGUAUUAAACGGUUAUACAGCGAUUAUUUAGCACAAUCUCGUUAUUAUCGUUUACUGAAAAAGCCGUUAGAUUCUCUAUUUUUUAUUUUAGAGAAAGAUCAUUGUCAAAUCGAUGUUGUUAAAACUGAUUUUAUUUUAAAUCAUUGUAUUAUAACUAGUGUUUAUUGUUAUACAUUUACAAUGGCAAACAAAAGUACCCAACAAUCAAGCAAAGGAAGAUCAAUAAAACCAAAACCCACUUAUUCACCGUCAGAUCCUAUCACAUCAACGAAACAGUAUUUGAUUAAUUAUGAUGAUACAAGAAGUUAUAGCAUCGCUGGAAAUUCAGGUAUAAAAAGAAUUACAAAUGAUGGUAAAGUCGUGCUGAAUAAUGGUCGUACAGCAAAAUUAAUUAUGUCAGGUACAAAAGAUGAAUGUGAAGAAGAAUGGAUGAGUCAAACACAAUCACCACAAGAUGAUGCCGAUGCGGAUCAAGAUGAUGACAAUAUCGACAGAUCAUCACAACAAAUGUUACAAAUGCCAUCAAAUACCUCUCGAACACCUGCUCCUUUUCGACGUCGAAUAACAUUAACAAAUAAUCGUCCUGGUUCGCUGACUCGUUCACUUAUUUCGGUUUCAUCAAGACGUUCGACAGAUCAAAAUCGUUCAACAUUUACAAUGACACGUAACGAUCGUGUCAAUGGUCCAGCUGGCAGUCUGAAUCCAACACGUACAAACAUAGGAUCAGACGAAGGAGAAGAUAUGGAUACAAGUGACAAUGUUCCACUGAGCCGUUUGUUCCAAGAAUUAUAA
Didymodactylos carnosus is the source of this 1455-nucleotide messenger RNA. NCBI's taxonomy places the organism in Eukaryota, Metazoa, Rotifera, Eurotatoria, Philodinida, Philodinidae. The record is from the annotation of a GenBank genome assembly.